GUUGCUUAAGCAGGAGGAGAAAGAGGAGGAGGCGUCCCGACUGCCGGCCGCUCUCCCGCCCGCCGCCGGCGCGGCGCCCGCCCCGCCCCGGUCGGCCCCUCGGCAGCCCGCCCGUUCCCCGGGCCCCGCCCCGGCCCUGCGCCGCUGCCGCCGCCGCCGCCGCCUCAGGCAGCCGCCGCCAUGAAGCUGACCGACAGCGUGCUGCGAAGCUUCCGCGUCGCCAAGGUGUUCCGCGAAAACUCUGACAAGAUCAACUGCUUCGACUUCAGCCCCAACGGCGAAACGGUCAUCUCGAGCAGCGACGACGACUCCAUCGUGCUCUAUGACUGCCAGGAGGGCAAACCAAAGAGAACCCUGUACAGUAAGAAAUAUGGCGUGGAUCUCAUCAGAUACACUCAUGCAGCAAAUACAGUCGUUUACAGCUCUAACAAAAUAGACGAUACUAUUCGUUACCUGUCAUUGCAUGACAACAAAUAUAUCAGGUACUUUCCUGGACAUAGCAAAAGGGUGGUGGCCUUGUCCAUGUCACCUGUGGAUGACACUUUCAUUUCUGGGUCUCUUGAUAAGACCAUUCGGCUCUGGGAUCUCCGCUCUCCUAACUGCCAGGGUCUCAUGCAUCUACAGGGCAAGCCAGUUUGUUCUUUUGAUCCAGAAGGAUUAAUUUUUGCCGCAGGUGUCAAUUCUGAAAUGGUCAAACUUUAUGAUCUUCGCUCUUUUGAUAAGGGGCCAUUUGCAACAUUUAAGAUGCAGUAUGAUCGGACUUGUGAGUGGACAGGACUUAAGUUCAGCAAUGAUGGCAAGCUCAUCCUCAUCUCCACCAAUGGCAGCUUCAUCCGUCUGAUCGAUGCAUUCAAGGGAGUGGUGAUGCAUACAUUUGGGGGUUAUGCUAAUAGCAAGGCUGUCACAUUGGAGGCCUCGUUUACUCCAGACUCCCAGUUUAUUAUGAUUGGUUCGGAGGAUGGCAAGAUCCAUGUGUGGAAUGGAGAGAGUGGUAUAAAAGUAGCUGUAUUGGAUGGCAAACACACAGGCCCCAUUACCUGUUUGCAGUUCAACCCCAAGUUCAUGACCUUUGCCAGCGCUUGUUCUAACAUGGCCUUCUGGUUGCCCACCAUUGAUGACUGACCUGCAUGGUGCUUGGCUGUUUUCUGUACAGCGAGGGUGGCAAGUAGGAAAAAACUCAGAGGGGACUAAGAUAAUAGUGGGAUUGGAUCAUUUGACUGGGCUGGAGAGCAUCCUUCCACAUGGCCUUCCCAAGAAUGUGCUGUACAUCUGCUCAAAAGAAAAAAGUUACUUUGCCGAACUUCUUCAAAAGGACUCUUGGUGUGGCCGACUCAAUCGGGACUCAGACUUUCCAGCUGUCACUGCACCGAGCUCCUCCAGAGGAGUGACCAGACUUGUGAUGAGGGUAUAGUGGGCCCUCGAGACGCCUUCAGUUUUGAAUGUAUUUGCUGCUGAGGAGUCAGUGAAGUUGUUCUUUCUGCACAUCCCUUCUCCCACCCCCAUAAAUGCAUGGGAAGCCACAGUUCUGAUUUUGAGAUGCUAGGGCAGUUUAGUGCCCCUUGCCCUCACCCUGCAUGUCUUGUUACUGGGUCUCCCUGUGUUAUUGUGGCAUUAUCCACAACCGUUGCAUUACUUAGGUGCCAAACAUUUACAGAAGUAAGUCUCCAUGUAUUUUAGGGUCAGAAAGGGACAGAUACAGAAGGACCUUGCUUUCCAGAAGUCUUGCCAGUUAGUCAUGUGAAGGUGGGUGACCUGACCAUGCCUCAGGCUCUGGGUAGGCGAAGGAUCAAACCUGAAAGGGAGGGAGGAGUGGGAGCAGGUGAAUUCCUGGGGCUGGGAGGUCUAGCAGCAGCUUGGUGUGGUCCCCUGUCAUCAACACAAAUCCGCGGUCCUUCUGGGUGCCUGCCAGGUUUGAUUGUGUAUGAAAGCAAGGUGGGCGUCUGUUUUUGUGCAUGAGCUCCAUCACGCGUUCCUGUGGGCCAGUAUUGUGGAGUGAGUCCGAGCUGUUUACAUUGAUGCCUUCCCUGCCCACCGCAAGUUGUGUACAUAGUCUCCAGAUGAUCCUGCCCCUUGCCCAGCUCCCAACAUGGGGCUGGCCUAGGCCUGUGUUAUAUUUAGCCUUUUUAUAUAUGGACUUGGGAUUCUGUUGUUUGUAUUUUAGCACAGUGUGUGUACACCUUCAUUUAAAUAUAUCGUGUGUGUGCAUACAUAUAUACAUAUAUAUAUGUAUGCACAUAUAUAUAUAUAUAUAUAUUUUAAAAGUAUCAAAGAGUUCAGCUGAAGGAGAUGAAGUCCCAUGCCCCCAGAGAAAGACUGCAUCCUUGCUAAAAGUGUUUGCCACAAGUGUUAGUGAGUCUUCCCUAUUAACCUUUUUCCCUUCAGGAGACUAAACAAAAGCAAAGCUUUUGAGUGUUUGCUGUCCCCAUGGCAGCUAAGUGAGGGUCUUGGAAUGACUGCUUUGUGUUCCUCAAGUCGCACUUUGGGGCCUUCUCUGCAGUAUUAGCCCCUUUUUUGCCCAGUGAUGCUCUGUCUGCGCCUGUAUGUGUGUGACAGUCACUUCUGCAUGCCUUUUGUGUCUGGCUUCUAGCAUUUGGGGACAGGAUGCUGGAACCAGAGCAUUUUCAGCUUGUCUGAGGCUUCUUUGCCAAUUACAGGUCACUCCUGUUUACCUGGUAUGUCUGCUUUCUUGCUGCUUUUCUUUGCCUUGUUUUGGGGAGGCUUCCUGAUCGGGGUUGAGAUGAGCUGCAGAUAGCUCAUUACCUUUUCCCCUGCCUGGCCUUCUUAGAGCAGGACAAGUGGCAUAUUAUUUCACCAAGUUCCCAAACAUAUAAGCGAGUAACACAUUCCCUGCAGACCCAGAAACAGGCCCAACAAGGUUAUGUUUGACUUGCCCAAGAGUACCUACCCACUGGUGGGGAAAGCAAGCCAUUACUCUCGCCAUUCAGCAGCAGGAAUAGGCUGUGAAUUGCUAGCAGUUACUGUUUUGUUUUCUUUUGCUUUUUUAGCAGUUACUUUUUGGUUUGUUCCUCAAAUUUAAGGGCAAGGGGCAUACAUCUUUGCCAGACAUAGACUGGAAUCUACAGUUUCUGCAGUGCCACACUAUAAAGCUCUGCAUUCUCAGAGUGGAGAGACUUUUAGAAACCAAGUGAUCUGAACUAUUAACUGCCCACCCCUGGCUUUCCAGGGUAGAAAAUUCAUGGUAGGAAUAACUGUUCAGAGAGAGUACUUGGAACUGUAGGUUAACAAGAAGGCCUGCGUAAGUGACGUAUCUGUACCCAGAGCAGCCACCAUACAUGACUUGUCUGUCCGAAGGAAAAUGAUUUGUAUUGAGAUCCUGUGUGUCUGAAGCAGAGGCAGCAGGUCCUUUGAAAAUAUGCACUGCACUGCUUCUGUUUAUGGGGACCUGUGGCUGCAGAGCCAGCUCCUGAGUUGGGAAGGAAAGGGAAAGAUGCAGCUGGAAGUAACCGAAGAUGAUGCAGUGGUGGAAAUAAGGCAGAAUUAAGGGAGGAGUGUCUGUGAGUCAGAGACCCUGAGGAACACCAGGGCUGCUAAGACACCUUCAGUGGGAGCCGAGGUGCAUAAGUUCUCCCGGGGAAGGGGGGCGCACCAGGCUCUCCAGAGUCAGGGCCAAAGCCACUGAUUUAUAUGUGACAGUGACACUGCACUGCUCAACCACCAGCCAGUGGGGUAUUUGUUUUUUUAGAAAAAAAUGUAACUUGCAGUCAUAAUUAAUGCUUAUUAAGAAAAAUCUGGGAAUUUUAAAAAGAAUCAGUUUACCACCCAAAUGUUACCACUGCUAAUCUUUUGGUGUUAAGUGUUCCUCUAGACAUUUCUGUGCAUAUAGAUUUUUGGUGUGUUUACAUAGUUGUUAUUCUACUGUAUAUACAAUUUUAUGUCCUUUUUGUACUUAACAUAUAAACAUUUUUUUCCAUGUUAUCUGUCUUAGACAGAA
Molecule: messenger RNA, 3952 nt
Organism: Bubalus bubalis (water buffalo)
Lineage: Eukaryota; Metazoa; Chordata; Mammalia; Artiodactyla; Bovidae
Gene: WDR82
Product: WD repeat domain 82
Exons: 9
Coding region: 181-1122 (313 amino acids)
Cellular component (GO): Set1C/COMPASS complex
Molecular function (GO): protein binding; chromatin binding
Source: RefSeq, a predicted model, not a curated record